Molecule: messenger RNA, 22684 nt
Organism: Lymnaea stagnalis (great pond snail)
Lineage: Eukaryota; Metazoa; Mollusca; Gastropoda; Lymnaeidae
Source: the annotation of a GenBank genome assembly
CUCGUUACAUACGAGAGUGGAAUAAUGGCGGCCGUUGCUCCACUCAGGAAGCUUCUCAGCAGGAAUUUAUGGGCACAAAAUAUUAAGCUUUUUAAUGCAUGCACCCAGACCAGAAAUAGAUGCCAAUUUAAAAUCAAGGCCAAGGUAACUAUCUCAUAAAGUGGUGUUGUGGCAACUUAGAAUAUUUAUGCAUGGCUUUGGCUUUAGGUUUUUUAAUUAGACUAAAAUCUGCCACCCAACAAAAAUAUUAAUAAAUAAUACGGACAAGAGCCAAUUUUGCACACAUCACAUAGCCAAAAGUAGGUAAAUUGAAAAGGAAACUGUUGUAUUAAGCAAUCUUCACAUAAAAAAAUGAAAGCAUAGUCUAGCUUUAGACUUAAGAACUUUUUGAGCUAUGGAUUUUUAAAGUGCAAGUUUUUAGUUUAGUCUUUAGUAUAGAUACUUUGUAGAUACUUCGAUAAAACAAGGGAGACUACUACUUUUUUUGUAUCGGAAAUGGGCGUCGGCGCCGAAAAAUCCGAGUUUUUAAUUUUCCGAUGUGUGUGUCUAUUUAUUAUUAAAUUAGUUAUUUGGACAUAUAUUUGAGUUCCGUUUCCGGCCUUAUAAUUUGGAAGACAUCUUGGCCUACAUUUCCAUCCAACUAUUUUGCUUUUUUCAAUCGAACUUCAUUUUGAAAAUCUUUGGUAUAUAUAAGGCAUCUUCAAAUACAAAAUUUUUUGUGAAAUAAAAGGAACAGGUCUUUCAUAUUAAAUCGUGUAAGGCAUUAGAUAUUGAUAUAUAUCUGUGCCAAUUCUCAUUGAUGUAGGUCGUGUCCCACGUUCGCUACGCUUCUCCCAGUGACCCAUAUCACCAUAAGGGGGCUCAGCCUUAUUUCGACAUGGCGUGGGCCACGCCCCCUUUUUAAUGGCGGAAGUUGCAGAUACUUAAGAAAUAUUUAAUUAUUACCACUAUAUACAUCAAAAUAUUUGAUAACUUGUGUUUCAGAAUGCAUUUUGAAGACAUUUAAACUGGAACUUUUUAAUUUGAGCUUUAAAAACCCUGUAGAGUCCAUAUUAUAAAUGAUCAGAAAUUUCCGUGUGCAACACGUUGUCAUUGGCAACCAAUCACAGCCACUUGCAUAACGGCUAUAUCGUAGUACUAUCUCAGAGUUUCAUUCAUAAGUGUUUGCCGUGUGCAAAAACUAUUAAACCAUUGGUCAGGGAAAGCUUUAAUUAAUUAUUCAUGUGCCAAAGUUGAAAGUUUAAAAUAAAUCGACCCUAAACAGUAUUUUAGUGAUACGGGAAUGCCUUAGCCUUAUAUAAACUAUAUAGUCAUUGCGCAUGACGUGAUCGGCGGAAUGAGGUCACAGAAUGUGGAGAUGCAGUCCAUGUUAAAAAAGGACAAACCAAGUCGUACUUAAAAAAUUCAUAACUUUAAAACUACAACAGCUAAAAAUAUAAUUUUGGUGUUAUAAUUAUGUAAAAAUUUAGCUCUAUUCAACUAUGCCAUUGGUUUAUUUUUACAAAAUGUUUAAAUUUUUGACCAAAGUAUCUAUACUUUGGUCAAAAAUUUAAACAUUUGGUAAAAGUGCAGUUCAGGUGCGUAUAUUAUUUCUUAGCGCAUUUCGUAUUUAAAAAUUUUUGUAUCAUGUAAACUUACGUGUAUUCUUUAAUAAUUAAAUCCAGGCAGUUAUAGUUAACUAAUUCUGGAUUAUAAAUCGCAUCUUUUCUUUUUAUUUUACUUCUAAAGAGUCUUUAAACAUCCCCCAACCAAAGUGACAGGGCCCCCAUUUGUUUGUAUUUUUCUUUUUUACGCUAUGCCAGAUUUUUAGCCACCUAUAAGUUAGUAAUGCUAAACGAAAUUUUCAAACUAAGCAUGUUCACAAAAAAGAUUGAAAUACUAGAUUCUUCAUUACGCACAAGCACACCCCCCAGGACGACCAAGAAACAAUAACUAAAAUUGUUGAUGCAACAGGCAUUUUUAAUGGUGCAGCAUUUGGUUUAUACGCGCACCUUGUGUGGCAACAAAUAACGUUAAUACAACUGGAAUUUCUCCUAAGGCGCUCGUAACAAUUGCAAUGUGGCUUGUAAGCUGGGUUCGUAUGUCAAGUGUGUGAGCUCCCCAUAAUUACCGGGAUCUGCAUAUCACCCGAAACAGGAUCUCACCGUAACCGGUAUCCCGCCAGGAUCGGUAACCCACUGGAUCGGGAUCCCACCGGGAUCAGGAUCUCACUAGGAUCAAAAUCCUAUCGGGAUCGGAAUCUCACCGAAACGGGAUCCCACCGGAUUGGGAUCUCAUUUAGUUUGGGAUACCACCGGAAACGUAUCUCACCGGGAUCGGUAUCUUACCGGGAUCGGGAUCCCACCAUGACCAGGAUUCUAUCGGAAUCACAUCGGGUUCGGGAUCCCAUCAUGAUCCUUCCGGGUGCCAUCGGAAAACGGGAAAAACGAAAGGUUUACAUAAGUUAUUUUAAUUGUUUUUAAUAGGAGACAAAUUAAUUAUUAUUAUUUUUACUAUAGUGUUGUUGUUUUGUUGUUGACAUUUCCUUUAAUAGCAAUGUGAACUAAAAGGACGUAGCAGAUGUUUUUGUCUGAAUGCAGCCCCGGGCGACUCCGGUUAUCGUUGAUAGUAAAGUUAUAAAAUAAAUACAUCUUUUAUUUUAACAAGAUUCAUCCAAUUGGGCAACUUUUAUAAAGUAUCUUUAAAGACAGAAGAGUUAUCCUUGAUUUACCACAAUGGCUCCGUAAAACACGAAAGAUUCAUAAAAAUUUACUUUUUUUAUCUCGUAAAAUUUGUUAAAUUGUUGUUGUAUUCCAAUAAAAAGAUGGUAUAUAACUUUUAAAAUACUUUUUAUAAAGAAUUAACAUAAGUUUACACGGGAAAAUAAGAGAUUCAAACAGAAAUAAUAUACGCACCUGAACUGCACUUUUACCAAACAUUUUAUAAAAAUAAACCAAUGGCACAGUUGAAUAGAGCUAAUUUUUUACAGAAUUAUAACACCAAAAUCAUAUUUUUAGCUGUUGUAGUUUUAAAGUUAUGAAUUUUUAAAGUACGAAUUGGUUUGUCCUUUUUUAACAUGGACUGCAUCUCCACAUUCUGUGACCUCAUUCCGCUGAUCGCGUCAUGCGCAAUGACUAUAUAGUUUAUAUAAGGCAACGCAUUCCCUUAUCACUAAAAUACUGUUUAGGGUCGACUUAUUUUAAACUUUCAACUUUGGCACAUGAAUAAUUAAUUAAAGCUUUCCCUGACCAAUGGUUUAAUAGCUUUUGCACACGGCAAACUCUUAUGAAUGAAACUCUGAGAUAGUACUACGAUAUAGCCGUUAUGCAAGUGGCUGUGAAUGGUUGCCAAUGACAACGUGUUGCACACGGAAAAUUCUGAUCAUUUAUAAUAUGGACUCUGCAGGGUUUUUAAAGCUCAAAUUAAAACAUUCCAGUUUAAAUGUCUUCAAAAUGCAUUCUGAAAUACAAAAUAUAAAAUAUUUUGAGGUAUAUAGUGGUAAUAAUUAAAUAUUUCCUAAGUAUCUGCAACUUCCGCCAUUAAAAAGGGGGCGUGGCCCACGCCAUGUUGAAAUUAGGCUGAGCCACCUAAUGGUGAUAUGGGUCACUGGGACAAGCGUAACAAACGUGAGACACGACCUACAUCAAUGAAACUUGGCACAGAUAUAGAUCAAUAUCUAAUGCUCAUACAGAUUUAAUCAAAAAGGGCCUUAUCUUAUUAUUUCACAAAAAAUUUUGUAUGCGAAGAUGCCUUAUAUAUAUCAAAGAUUUUCAAAAUAAAGGUCGAUUGAAAAAAGCAAAAUAGCUGGCUAGAAAUGUAGGCCAAGAUGUCUUCCAAAUUAUAAGGCCGGAAACGGAACUCAAAUAUAUGUGGAAAGAACUAAUUUAAUAAUAAAUAGACACACACAUCGGAAAAUUAAAAACUCAGAUUUUUCGGCGCAGACGCCCAUUUCCGAUACAAACAAAAUAGUAGUCUCCCGUGUUUCAUCGAAGUAUCUACUUUAGUAAGUUAGUUUUUAUAGUAAUGUUUUACUAUGGACUGCAAUUGCACCUCCACAUAGUUUUGACCAUAUUCCACUGAUAGAAUCAUGCGGGAUAACACUUGUUUAAAUAAUAAUUUAUACAACUUUUAUCAUCUUUUGGAUUAUCAUCAGGAUGAAACCUGUGGUAAAUUUUUGCAGUCCGCGCCACUUAUUUUUCUGUGAUUUUUGCCAUUUUCCCCCCACAGCCUCCAUCUUUUUUGCCAUGACGCAGACGUAUCACGACAAGAAAGGUGUCGUCUGUAAAAAAAAAAAAUGUAGUUCAAAAACACUUUUGAUUCUGUUUUUUUAACCUGACUGCUAAGUUAGUGUCCUAACCUAGACUAGGUGCUUGGAUAAAAAAUUAAAAAUUAAAAUAAUAUUAAUAUUAUAGUUUUCAAGAGCAAAUUUCAAAGAAAAAAAUGAAAAAGAAUCAACUUUUUACAUUAGUACUUUUUGUUCUCCGGAUUUUUAAAGUUCAAGUUCUUUUGGUAUUUUCUACUAUGGACUAUACCUCCAUAUUUUGUGACCCCAUUCCGCUGAUCACGUGGUGCACAAUAAAUUUUAAUGAUACAUUUAUACAACUUUUAUCUCAAGAUUUAAUUCUGUAUUAAAAAGUAAUUUUAAUAAUGUUAUGCAAUUAUAAAUGAAUUGUAACUUAUCUAACUAUGCAUUAUGUAUAUUGUUAAUUUUAAUAAAAUUAUAUAUUAAUCUAUGGCUUUUCUGUUUAUGGCUUCCUUUUACUGGUAUGUACUAUACAGUCCAAAUAAGGCAUCGCAUCCCCUUAUUGCUAAAAUACUGUUUAGGGAAUACUUAUUUUUAACUUUCAACUUUAGCACAUGACUAAUUAAUUAAAGCUCUCCCUGACAAAUGGUUCAAUAGUUUUUGCAUACUGCAAGUUAUGAUACUUUAUAAUAUGGGCUGUACCGGAUUUUGAAAACUCUAAUUAAGAUAUUCUUGUUUAAAUGCCUUCUAAUUUGCCUCUAAAUCACAAGUUAUCCAAAUAUUUUGAUGUAAAUAGUGGUAAUAAUUGAGUAUUUCUUAAGUCUUAAGUAUCGGAAUCUUCCACCAUAAAAAGGGGGCGUGUUUGGGCAUGGUCCAUAUUGGGCUGAGUGGCCUUAUGGUAAUUUAGGUCAGAUAUGACCUACAUCAAUGAGAAUAGGCAUACAUACUCAUCAAUAUAUAAUGUUUUUUAGAAUUUAAUAUGAAAGACAUAAUUAAAUUUCUUCAAAAACUUUUUUAGGGAAAAGUGCCUUAUGAGUUUUUAAAACUAAGGUCGAUCAAACAAGGCAAAACAGUAUGUUGGAAUGUAGGUCAAGAUCUCCCCAUUGUGAAUUUAUGGAACGAUACCACAGUUUUAUGACAAAAGAGUCCUUUUAUUAAUGGAAAAGCACCAAUGUCCACAAAUUAAAAACUUGGAUUUUUCUGCGCCAAUGCCCAUUUCCGAUACAAACUUUGAAGUAGUCUUCCUUGCUUCACUUAAGUACAUACUAACUCAAGUGUACAUUCCACCAUAAUAAACAUAAAUUUAGUUCCCCCUAAUUAGAGUGUAAAUUCACCCCCAAAUUUUAGAGAAAUCUCUUACUCACAUAACAUGAAUGCAAAGUCAGUAUCCCUAACUGAAGCGUUAAUUCCACAGUAAAUUUAGUCCCCCUAACGUAAGCAUAAAUCUUCAAACAUAAAAUCUAUGGCCUAAAGGGAAACCUAAACCAUGUGUUUGUGUGCUAAAAUUACAACACACUACUGUACUGAGAAAAUAAUCAAUUUGAAUAGAAAUAUUGAAAUUACUUUUAAAAUAUUCAAAAUAAUGAAAAUCCAAUUUACAGUUUUAUCGAAUACACUUUUAAACACUUUAUUGCAGGUUCCACCAAAAAUAAAUUCCAAAAGUUGUCAGAAAAAUCAAUACCCAUUUCAAAAUGCCGGCCUUGUUUUAAACAUUAUAAUUAACUAUCUUUAGACAGAGCCUUUUUGGAAUUCCUCUCCCAAAAUGACAGAGCCCUUUUAACAAGCCCUGCACUUACUUUGCAAAAAAAAAAAUAAAAAUAAAUUAAUUGCUUAAAAGAUAUAAAACAAUAUAUAUUCUUGUAGGGAAUUGAAUAAACUAUUACGAUCUUUAUCGAUCAAACUGAAAUCUAAACAUUUAUGCCAAUGAGAUAUCCUUAUUUGCAUAAUUUAUGCAAACAAUUGUUUUUUACACUUUGAAUAAAAUUGUCUUGCAGAAUUUUGUUAAAUUUUAUGAUUGAUCAAGUCUAAAUAAGUCUUAACCCAUAUGAGAAUUGGAUUCAGUGUGAAAAAAUGCAUAUAUUGUCCCCUGGAGCUCCGUAUGCCUUAGGCAAAUUUGAAGGGCACAUAUUUUUUAAGCAUUUAUAGGGGUCUCUCUAGAUUAAAAAAAAUGGUUAUAAAAUGACUGAACAUCGUAUAAUAUCAUAAUAAGCAGCCAUUAAAAUAGUGAGAUGAUCAAGAAUGGCAAGAAGCAAUCUGAUUAGCUGGUACUAAGACCAGCCGGCCACUCUUGACCUUGAGGCUUUUAUUAUUGGGCAGAUAAAUCUGCCAGCCAUCUCAAGAAGGUCAACUUACCCAAUGAAAUAUUAAUUUAAAACAUUCCUUUGGUACAUUAAUAAUUUUAAAAAAAGAAGUUAACUCUAGUAAAAAAUCCAAGAAUAAACAAAAGAGAGUCCUACACAAAAACUCAAAGUGGCGCAGAUUGCGUAAAUUGACAAAAACUGCACUUUUAAAAUUCCUAGCUCAAAAAAGUUGAUUCAGGAAAUAUUGGGUUAAUGGUAUGGGUUUUGCUAAGAGUUGUCUCACCCUGAGCGCAGUGACGUCACUUUGGGAAAUCCCAAUACUGGAUUAAAGCGUAAAGACCAAUUGUUGUACCUGAACAAUAUGUGUGAUAACUUCCCUUUCUUCACUGAGCAUUACUUGCUAUAAACUAAAUCUGACAAUUGAACGGUUAAUAUGAAGUAUAUUAAAAUAAAAAUUUCCUAUAAUAUUUACAUUAAUAAAACCAACAAAUUUCAAAAGAAAUGAAAAACAAAACGCAUACUUCAUGCCCCAAGACCCAACAUUGGUGAAACACAUACUUCAUGCCCCAAGACCAAACAUUGGUGAAACACAUACUUCAUGCCCCAAGACCCAACAUUGGUGAAACACAUACUUCAUGCCCCAAGACCCAACAUUGGUGAAACACAUACUUCAUGCCCCAAGACCCAACAUUGGUGAAACACAUACUUCAUGCCCCAAGACCCAACAUUGGUGAAACACACACUUCAUGCCCCAAGACCCAACAUUGGUGAAACACAUACUUCAUGCCCCAAGACCCAACAUUGGUGAAACACAUACUUCAUGCCCCAAGACCCAAUAUUGGUGAAACACAUACUUCAUGCCCCAAGACCCAACAUUGGUGAAACACAUACUUCAUGCCCCAAGACCAAACAUUGGUGAAAAAAAAAGACACUUGCUAAAGCGCUGUCUUUUGGGUAGUUGAACAUUGAAGUACCCAUGUACUCAAACUGUGGUAACACAAGAGAGACUACUACUUAAUUUGUAUUGGAAAUAGCUUAGGAAGUAUUAAAUUAUUUACACGAUAAGCACCAAAAUAUUUGAUAGCUUAUGUUUUAGAAUGAAUUUAGAGGGCAUUUAAACUAGAAUAGUUUCAUUUAAGUUUUAAAAACUUGGUAGAGUUCAUAUCAUAAGUUUCCAUGUGCAAAAUCUCAGAGUUUCAUUCAUAAGAGUUUGCCAUAUGCAAAUACUAUUAAACAAUUGGUUGGGGAAAGCUUUAAUUAAUUAAUUAGUCAUGUGCAAAAGUUGAAAGGUCCAAACAUUUCACCAUAAUUUUCCUCCGACUUUCAAUAAAAAUAAAAUAAUCUUCUGGGGAGGGGAGACUCAUUUUUUCUUUAAAGUUUGCAACAAAUGUAAUAUUUCUAUAAUUUUUGUAUUACUUUCCUAUUCUUAUAUUAUAUGCCAGCAAGACAUUGCUUAUUAUGUCAUGAACUAUUGAUUACUAAAACCUUUGAUUUAAUUUUAGGGUAAAAUGUGAUCAUCAAAGGAACCUAUUUAACCUAUCCAUAACAGUAUCACCAGAAAACAAAAUAAGGCAGGCAAAGGGUGUUGUUUGUUUCCAAGCUCACUGACUUUCUUAUUUGAACACAUAGCAAGCAGGUCACACUGAAGGAAUAGUCAUCAUGAUUGUAAACUACAUGUUAGGUGUCUAUAGUUGAGUGAAUCAUUGUUAUAAUCACCCACAAUUUUAUCACUAAAGAUAUAUAUAUAUACAUUACAUUUUACUUUUAUAACUAAAGUUGUCUCAUUCAUUUUGAUUAAUGGCGUUUCUCUUACUUAGAUCAUAAUGGUUGUGAGGCAGAUUAUUGCAAUACAUUCAAAUAAUUAUUUGCAGGCUUAGAGUGUAUGUUUUAUGUAGUAGAAAAUAGUGAGAUCAGGGGGUUCUUAACCUUUUGGCAACCAGCGCCCCCUCUUAAUUUCAAAACACUUCAAGCACCAGCAUCUCGAUAUUAAAACAUAUUUCCGGCACCAUCGACGAUGAAAAUUUGUCCAUCUUCUCUUUCAGUUGGUAGAUAUUAUGGUAAUCAUCUACAAUUCAAGUACAUUCUUUUUUUGUUAAACUGAGGAAGGCCUGAAGUUUAAACUUGCUCAGCUGUAGAUCGUCUGAUUUGAUAAAUGCUUCACCAUGCCACUUACAUACCAAGACAUUUCGUCUCUUUCAAUAAACUUAAGCCUUUUCACCCAUUUGUUUGUCUUCAAAUAAAUUGAUAAAUGGUAAAGAAGAAGAAAAAAAAGAUGUUUACUCUUACUUUAUUGGUCUCUUCAGAUUGUAUUUGGAUAUGGUCACCUCAAAAAUGAAUGUCUCCGUCCUUAUUGUACUCAAGUUUUAUACAAAACAGGUAAUUGCUUAUAACAUUUAAAAGACAUUUUUAGCGACUAUGAUUGUUAGUGUGCUUGUUUGAUUGUUAGUAAGAUGCAGGUUAGAUUUAGUUUUAUAGGUUUUUUUCCAUGAAAAAUCAUGAUAAUUAAAUAGUUUUUUUAAAAGAAAAAUUAGUUUGUUUUACUAUUUGUAAGAUUAUGUUGUAUAGUUUUAGCAGUGAUAAGAUAAAAUGAGAUAAGAUUCUUUUUAUUGAUACAAACAAAUGGAAAUGUUUUAUGAUUGCAUUAUAAAUUUUCAGCACAUAAAUAAGACAUUUAUAAUAAAAUUUCAAACAGUCAUUCAGUGAGUUCUCUUAGCCAAAUCGGGGAAUUAUUAGUUCUCAUUAAGAUGUGUUACUUUAGAGGGAGCACGCUAGUAAAUUCGUACAAAUUGGGGAACAAAAGAAUUUGUAUAUCUUUCAGUCCUCGCCCUGAUGGAAAGAAUUCAUCCCGAACGGGCCGAUCCUAAGUAUCUGUGUUGAAGAGGGUGGGAUUUAUCAUCCAAAAUGUGUUUAGUUUUACAAAAACAACUUUCUUCAAAUGAUGUGAAGGAUGUUUAGUUUGUGUUAUGUUCCUAGUUUUCUCAAUUAGUUGGUUUAUACUGUGUUUAAUAUCAGACGUUGAAUUCCCACACCGGCAGGUAAUACUGAAAUUAAGCAGGCUUCCAAUUGUUGCACUGUAGAACAAGUUAACGACUUGCUUGUUUACGCCGAAAUUUUACAGUUUUUUGAGACACAGUCUUUGGUUGAAUUUCUUAUACAGCAUUUGGCCGUGCUCAUGCCAUGUUAGCUUAUUAUUAAUUGUGACACCUAAGUACUUAUAUGCCUCCACUUUCUCUACACUUUGAUUUUUUAUGUUGAUCAAGUGAUGUUUGAAUAAAAUUUGUUAUGUAUACCCUAGUUAUAGUAGUGAUCAACCCUAGUAGAAAGUAGUGUGGACUGUAAAAAAAAGAUUCUAAAGUGUCGGCCAAGAGAUUUGGACAUUCAAUUGUUUUUAUUUCUUUGCUCAUUGAUGGGUUCCUGAGAUGUAUGAAACCACUAUUUUUCAGAUGUAACAGUUGAUUACAGAGAUGGGCUUCCAGUAGUAACCUUACCACUGCCUUCACGACGAGAGACAUGUGAAUUCACUCUCAAACCUAUAUCACAGACGGUUGGAGAUUUUGUUCAGUUUAUUAAGGAUGAGGAUGGUGGCAUUGACACUGUGAUGUUUUUUACAAAAGGUAACACCAUUUUUUUACAAUGUAUCAGUUUGUGUCUGGUCAAAAAAACUAUUCAAGUUAAAUUGUUUGAUGGCUUAUGAAUCAUCCAGCUUGAACAUACUCAUAUUUCAGUUGACCUCUGACAUGUCCAGAAGCAGAUGGAAUGUUUAGAAGCAGAUUGAAUGGACCAAUAACAUGUCCAGAAGCAGAUUGAAAGUGACCUCUGACAUGUCCAGAAGCAGACUGAAUUGACCUCUGAAAUGUCUAGAAGCAGAUGGAAUGUUUAGAAGCAGAUUGAAUUGACUUCUGUCAUGUCUAGAAGCCAUCUAGCAUUGUACAAGUCUUCAUGAGUACAAAAUUUUAAAAAUAAUAUAGGGAAAGCUGAAUUUUAGAAAGAAUGUGACUUAUUUUAAAAGUUUGUAAGUGCAGCUCCACUGUCACACCCCCACCCUCCUGGUGUUGCAGCUGGGUACACAUUAUAAUAACACAGUUGUUAAGGACACUGGUAAAUUACACUACAAAAUAAUUACCUCAAAGUAGUAAUUAUUAUUACAACUUGCUUUCCAUGUACUCUCUUACAUUGAAUCACAUGCUUAAACUUUUACAGAAGGCAGCAAGAUUGCCAAAUCCACCUCAAUCGAUGUCCUCAUGAGAUCUGACUUCCAGAUAAAAAUAAAUGAUCAAAAGUACUCCGUCAGCCCUCCUGUGAUCUGUAAGUUAAAGAUUUAUUCGAUCAAAAGUACUCAAUCUUCCUGUCAUCAGUAAGUUAGAGAUUUGUUGGAUCAAAAGUACUCAGUCAGCACUACUGUCAUCAGUAAGUUAGAGAUUUGUUAGAUCAAAAGUACUCAGUCAGCACUCCUGUCAUCAGGUAAGUUAGAGAUUUGUUAGAUCAAAAGUACUCAGUCAGCACUCCUGUCAUCAGUAAGUUAGAGGUUUGUUAGAGUCAGACCUCAAGGGAUCUGUAAGUUAGAAAUUCAAUAGAUAAAAGUACUCACUAGUAUGAAAAGAGUUCUGUUCAAAAUAUUACUUUUUAUAAACUAAAACAAUGAGUUCUAGCCGCUUUGAAGAAACCCUCAGUAUUUGAUUGCAUUACUAUUUCACACUUAUGCCAUUGCUUCGGUGUAUAGAAUUACAAAUAAAGUAGUGUUAUCAUUGAGACAAAAAUUUCAUUUGCUUUAGGCCCUAUUUCAAGUGAAGAUGCUCAGACCAUCACAGAUGUCAAACUCCUGAUUACCAAACUGUACACCACUCUGAAUGUCGAAAGUUACCAGCUUGAAAGAGAGAGGGAUUUAAGAAAACGCUUGGAAGAUCUCAAUGUACAGAUAGCACCUUUGGAAGCAGUAAGAGAAAUUAGUUUGAAUUAUCAUUGGCUCUUUCUCAUUUUUCCUUGAAUUUAUAUUAAAUAUUGUUUUGAUUGACAAUAAAAACAAAAGUCGCUUACUAUCCAUCUUCUAUCUGGACUUUUCACUGUUAAAAUUGGCAUAUUUAGUAUGAACUUAUAAAAAAAUAUGUCAGUUCAUUUGAUACGAAGCAGAGGACUGGGAUGAGUUCAGCACCUUGAAUUCUGGAUAGGUUUACACUAUUGUAGUCCUGUCUGUUGGCCCCGUGACCUUACCUUUGGGCUCAAGGUGUAGGUGAACUGUGGUAAAUUAUUUCAAUUUGGGUAAAAAAUGAAAUCUUGUGGGUAAUGAGGGCUCAUUAGACAUAAAAUCAUAUCAAAUAUGAGUUUCCUUAUCUUAGGGAUAACUAAAAUGGCCUCUUUUGAAUGAGGACCUUAUUUCAUUUUAAUUGAUAAACAGCAAGAACUUUGGCAUUGUUGAAUAUCUUUUUGUUAAUAAGACAUCUUUUAAAAGUUACAUUUUUUGUCAUUUUAAAUCUUCAAUGUUUAUUGAAAGGGGCUAGGCUCAAAAUGCAAUGUUUACAAGAGUUAUUAUAAAUUUGGCAUUUUUAUAAAAGACAACUUUUAUGGUAAUUUGGGAAAAUGUUAAUACAGGUCAAUAAAAUUUCAUGUGUGCUUAAAAUGCAUUAGACCAGGGUUCUCCAAACUACAGCCCUUGAGGUCAGUUCAUCCAGCCCGCAGACGGUACUUGAAUUUGCUUGAUAAAACAUAUGUUUACCCACAGAGAAGGAAAACUUGUUUUGGAUUUUACCGCUGCUAACCUGAUGUUGCGUUUCUGAAACCGAAGAACUUUGCCGCUGGUAUGGCAUCAGUGUUUGGAACAGCUUACAUCUGUGAGCUAACAUUUUCAAAAAUGAAGUAUGUGAGAUCAAAACAUUGAAUGAGGGAGAUUGAUAAACAUUUGAAAACAAUUCUUUUGUUUUGAAUGCAGCAAUUCCACACCAAACAUUGAUGAUAUCUUGAAAGCCAAACGUCAGUUGCACAAAUCUCACUAACCAUUUUUGCUGCUUAGUAUGUGAGAUUCCAAUAUGUGCGCACUAGGUCUGAUGUAACUAUAUUUAUGCUAACGUCGCCUUCUUUGAUAACUUUUUUAGCAAAUAAAUAUUUUGGUUGUCUUUGUUUUUUGUACAUUGCACGCCACUCACCCAUUAUUAACAUGGAAUACUAAACUUAGUUUUUCGCCAUUUUGUACAGAGCUUUCGUUCUGGCUUGAAAGUAUUGUACAAAAUUAUUAUCCGGCCCGCGCUGGUCAUUUUUUCCGCUAUCCGGCCUGCCGUGAAAAAAGUUUGGAGACUCCUCCCUUAGACUAAUGAAGUUUUUUUUUCUUCAAAAUUGAAAUCCUCAGCAAAGAUUUGUUAUUUAAUGCAACCAUAUUCUUUUAAAAAAUGGAAAUAAAUGUUGUACCAUUUUAAUAAAUUAUAAUUCAUUGCGUUUAUAGGUGAAGGGGGAGCACAUUAUUGCAAAUAUCCCAUAUUUCAGUGGCAUGCAUGAAGAAUGCUUGAAUGGACCUACGAGUUUAUCAACAUAUGGUUUCUAUUUUUGAUUUUUUUGCCACCUUAAUAUAAAGUAAGCUGGGAAAGGAGAAUCACAAGUUUAAGAUUUAGACCCAAACAGCAUUAAGUCAAAAUAUGAGCUGAUGCAUUUUAUGAGGAUAGCAAUGUCUCAAAGGCAUCAUUUGUUACACCAUAUAACAGAGUAUUAACGGUACAAAUGAUGAUACAUUCUCAGUUUUUCUAUCAUAUCAUCAAAUAAUUCCUUAGAGGAUUUUGCUUGAUUGAAUAAACGUUUUUCAUGCUGGAUGCUUUUUUUCAUCUGCACCUCAGCUUUGCUUCUUAUUACUUGAUCAAUUGUUCAGCACCUUGUUGUUCUACUGCCAUUCAUAUUACAACUGCUGCUGAUCAAUAAAUAUCUUUUUUGAGUUUGUACACUUCAUAUUGUUAACACCAUUUUGGAGUAAAAAUUGGGUUCCUUAAAUAAAGUGAAGCACUUGAAAUUGGUUUUCCUUUUUAUUGAAGUCAUCAUGUGCAAUUUUAGAUUUGAUCAUUACAUGUGCUAAUUCUCUUUCCUCAGAAAACAACAGUGUUAUGUAAUAAGGCAGGAACAAAUACCAAUCGUUUAUCAUGGUUAGGGCUCGGCCUCAUGAGCUUACAGUUUGGAAUACUGGCUAGACUUACAUGGUGGGAGUAUUCUUGGGAUAUAAUGGAGCCUGUUACAUAUUUUGUCACCUAUGGUACAUCCAUGGCCAUGUUUGCAUAUUUUCUGCUUACCAAGCAGGUUAGUACAAUUGUUGGUUUUAUUCUAUUUUUGUUCCAUUUUUGCAUCAAUUUAUUUUGGAUAUUCCAUUAUUUUAAAUGCAGUCCUUGACAUGUCCACCGAUAUAGCUUUCAUCUUUCUCUUAUAAUGAAGAAAAUUAUUUUCCAUGCCUUGCCAAACAUACUUUCUGGCGUAGAUUCUCUCAUAUUCCUGAUUAAAUGGGCAAAAUGUUAUCAGAAAUUUAUGUGUUGUUUUUUUUUAAAAAAUGAUAAUAUAACAUGAAAAAUUCAUUAUUAAGUUUCUAUUAAGUAUAAAUUGAUUAAAAUUUAAUUAUAAUUUUGAAAAAACAGUUACUUAGAGAAUAACGUGUUAAUUUAACAAUCUGAGGUUGACUAUCAGUACAUUUUCACAAGUUAUCUGGCAUCACCAUGUUGUCGGCUUUAGUCUUAUCUACUGAUGUAGCAGUAUCAAUGUUUCAAGUUUGUUCGGAAAUAUUAAGAAUGUUGAUCUUUUGGAUCAUCUCAACUGUCUUGGAAAGUUUUUGAUUGUUUGAUCAUCUCAACUGUCUUGGAAAAACUCUAGUGACUUUUUAAUGAAAGAAUUUACAAACAUCCAGUUAAUCAUUCUGAAGAGAGCAGUAGUUGAUUUUAGCAUAUGAAUGGGUGUCAUUUUAGUUGCACGGCACUCCCUACAAGCCUCGUACGUUACACAUCGCCAUCUGAAAACAGAAAUGUUGGACUUUUGGAGGACGUAAAUCGGCAUUAGUUAAUACAAGCGUACGCUUCAUCAGUUAAUACAAGCAGACAAAUAAUUUCUUUCCUUCCUUUAUUUACAGGAGUAUGUUUUUCCUGACGUGAAAGAUCGACAGUUUCUUAUUAAAUUUCACAAGCUGGCAGACAAAGAGAAGUUGGAUGUUGAACACUACAACAAGCUUCGUGAAGAAAUCAGCCAGGCUGAACAUGAUCUUCGCAGGCUCAGAGAUCCACUUCAGCUCCACCUUCCCAUCAGAGAAUUGGAGAAAAUUGUCAACAAAGAAUAGUCUACAAUCAAAGAAUGCUUUUUUUAAAAUGAUAUCAUGAAACUCGUCUUUUCAAGCUUUUACAUUUGGUAUGGUAGUUCGGCUAGUUUUAUAGAAAGAGGUAAAUUUUGUCAACGGAAUGACCUGCAGCUAAUACUUUGUGACCUGCAGCCAAUACUUUGGUAUGAGGACAUCAACACAUACAAUAAAUGGCACACCAAAACAGCUGAGUCUUUUUUUUUUCAGGUGUUCAAAGAAUGUCCAUAGUCCUAACAGUGCUCUAUCAUUUUAACAUGCCUGAGAAAGAUUAAAAAGUCUAUAUGUCAUUUUUCACAGUUAAUAAUGCACUUUUUACAAGUGUUUCAUUAGGUGGUAUUGAUUAAUGGCCGUAUAUAUUUAUAUAUAGAGAGAAAAAAACAAAUAAUUAUAAACCAUGUUUAAAUAUUAGCCACCCUAAAUAAUAAUUAUUAAGCCAAUAUAGUCAUUCAAUACAACAAUUAUCCAUUGACUAUUUGAUUUCUAUAAUUAGUACUCAAGCUGUCGGGUGUUCCUAAGGGUUUACACGUGUCUCUUUGAUGUCAUCAUUCUCUCGCUUUUUUAUUGUGUGAAAACAACAGUAUAUUUUAAACCUGUAUCUUAUCCCCUUAUUAUUGCUAUGUUUUUAGUUAGUAUUUUUCAGUUUAUUUGAAUUUGAUCAGACAUUGUAGUAAGUAAUAUACUCCAAGAUCAACUCUCUUGUGGUGGUGAACAAUUAUGUUAUUGCCUUAUCACUCAUCAAAUGGUUUUUUGUGUAUAAAAUACAUGGAAAGAUGUUAAGUGUAUGAUGAGGGUUUACUUUACAAAUUUAUGUCCCGAAUUAUGUUAAACUCUAUACGAGCGAUUUGUUUUUUAUUGAGAAAAAAAGAAAGGCGUUUGUUUAUGUGGAUUAUCUUACAUGUUAGUUCCUAUUAACUGUCUGUCUUUAUUGUAGCUGUCUUUAUUGUAGCAUAUUUGUUGAUUGUAAUUUAAGUAAAAAGUUCAGUGAAAGUGCUCAUAUUUUACAGAGUAUUAAAGGUACAAAUGAUGAUACGUUCACAGUUUGUCCAUCAUAUCAUCAAAUAAUUCCUUAGAGAAUUUUGCUCGAUUGAAUAAACGUUUUUCAUGCUGGAUGCUUUUUUUCAUCUGCACCUCAGCUUUGCUUCUUAUUACUUGAUCAAUUGUUCAGCACCUUGUUGUUCUACUGCCAUUCAUAUUACAACUGCUGCUGAUGAGUACUUGCUUCAAAACUUAAUUUUUGACAUGUGAACAUGGGAUAAGUUGAGGAACACUGUGAAGGCCAUCCGCCACUGGCACAAUCAGUGCCGCUAAUUAAUUUUUUGUGUAAAAAAUCAUGCUGCGUCAUAGUAAACUUGCCACUAGUAUGGAAAAUUAGUGUCUAGAUGCAAGUCUCAUUUUUCUUGUUUGUGAACCAUGUAUCAUUGGGGGGGGAGGGGGGGUAGUUAUUAAGCUUCAAAAUAACUUUUAAAAUUAUGAGUCAUUUUCUCAUAGGAUUUAAAACAAAUUUUUUAAAAUCUUUUUUAUUUCUAUGUGUAUUUCAUAUUUUUGUGUUCCAAUCUCCUAUUUGACUAUCUCAUAGAAUCUGUCAUUUCCAUAAAUAAUGAAACUUUUACUUUAACUCUCAAUGAAUAGAAUCAGUCAGUUCCAUAAAUAUUGACACUUAUACUUAUCUUUAAACACUCUACAAUUAUACUCAAAUACUGGUACAUUAUUUCAACUAUUUAUUCAAUGGAAAAAUGUUCAGGUGUGGAUUUAUGCUGUCGGCUAUUGUCAGCCAAAAGUUCCUGAGUGACUAACAGCAUUCCACAGUAGUUAAUGAAUUAUAGAAUACAAGACUGUCAUUCUGUGAACUGAUGAUAGGACAGUGGCAGUCUGUGAACUGACUUUAGGACAGUGCCAGUCUGUGAACUGAUUGAAGCAUGUAAUUUUAAUGGUCUCCUCUUUCUUAAGUUGUCAACUCAUGAUGUCAUUAAGACUUAAAACUGCUGCAUUUAGAUAAAAAAUGUUGCCUUUAUUUUUUAUUUAAAAAAAAAAAAGCUUUACUGUUACCCUAAGAAAAGAUAACGUGCUUGUGUUGUUGUAAAAUGUUUUUUUUUCUCAACAGUCCUCAUAAGCUUGGCAUUGAAUCUCUAAUUAAAGAUAGGACAGACAGCACUGCACACACAAUGGACUGUGCAAGGUUAAAUAGAAAUAAACAUGUUUCACCAAUAUGUGGUGCCAGAGAAUCAAUCUUUAAACAUUACCAAGUUAAGUUGUGCCACCCACAACUCUUAAUGGUCUGAUUUAAAAAAAUUUAAUUGAAACUGAUUUCAGGGAGUAUAAACAAAUAAUCCAGUUUUAAUAUCAUUGAAUGCUGCUCUCUUAAGACAUCCAAGUCCUAGUGACUCACAGCUCAGUGGCUGGAAAAUUGAUUUUUUUAAAUACAAAAGAAUAACUUUGUUCCACAUAGUUCUAAAUUAAUUUAAGUCAACUUAGUCAUAUACUCAAUGAAACGCAAACAAAAUAAAUUGGUAUUAAAAUAUAUUCUUUUCAAAUAUCAUCAACUGAGUGCUUCUAGGAUUAAUUAUUUGCUACUAAAAUUUAUUUUGAGCAUAAUUAAAUUCACUAAAUGCCUUCAAAUAAGAUCACUUGCAUUCAUCUUUAUUUUUUGUUUUAAAAAUAUCUUUUUACAAUAAUCUUGGUGAAAUCAUUUGUUUUUUAAACAAUUUGUUUUACUUUAUGUGUGCCUUUUGUAUGUUCUUUCAAUAACUGACAGCGUGAUGUGGCACUAGUAAGAGUGGCCACAAGUUGGAUAUUGCAGCUUGAUUCAGUGACUGACUGCGUGAUGUGGCACUAGUAAGAGUGGCCACGAGUUGGAUAUUGUAGCUUGAUUCCGUAACUCAUUUGUGAUCUGUCACUUGAGUUGGAUGUAUCCGCUUGAUUCAAUAACUGACGUCUUGAUGUGUCACUUGAGUGGGAUGUUGUAGCUUGAUUCAAUAACUGACAAAAUGAUGUGUCACUUGCAAGGGAUGUUGUAGCUGGAUAGUCUUCUCUUGUUUUGAAUUAUUAUUUCCUGAUUUUGUCACUAUUUAUUAGAUCUCGUUAUUAAAUCAAUUGUUGGGACUGGGUCUUGCGCACUUCAUCUUGAUCAAUAUCUUUAUAGAAACAAUUUAUUGGUAACUCUACAGGGUAAACAUUUUCAAUGGUAAAAUCAACAUUGUUACACAUUUAGUAGUUUUAUUUUUGGAAAGUGUUGGAGUGUAAGAAAAUGUCAUUCUUGUUACUUUUCAACUGUACUGUUAUUGGUCAUGAUAAUGGAUUGAGUUUCUUAGAAAUCAGGCAAUAGCUAUCAACAGAAACGGCAUUAAUAAAAAUGUGACGCUGCCAUAAAACAUUGUUAUUUUACUUGAAAAUCAUUUCAAAUAAUUAGUUAUAAUCCACCAUUGGGUAGACUGUUCCUAUCAUUGAAUUUUCUUUUGUACAGGCUUAAUGAUUUAUGCCAUCGUUGUUGGACUGAAAUAUAUUUUUGAAAUUAAAUUAUUAAUGAAGUAGUGUAAACAAAUAAAUAGUUAAAAUAACCUAGAACUUGUUUGUAGUAAAAAUUUCAAGUUUUUAGAAAAUCUGGAGAAACCAUUGAAUCCUUUCCUCUUUAUCUGACGUAGUCAUCUGUUAAUUAAUGCUAAAGAGAUCAACAGUAACCAUAACUCAGUUUUGGACAAAUGUGACCUCUUUUUAAAAAAAACUCUUCUUAUUUAUAAUUAUUAUAAAACAACGUACUAUACGAUGACAACAAAAAUUAAGGAUUUGUUUUAACACAACCAGGUUAAGAUGACCUAAUUGCUAUUGUACCUGUACUAGUAGCAUCUCUAAUGGUGCCUUCCAAUUAAGUAGAAUUAUGCGAAAUUAAUUUCAGGCCUUGUCAAAAAGCAUCAAAAAAGUUUCUGGGGAGUGGCUCACUCUACCUCCUCUUUCCAUUCCCUCCUCCCCACACUUUGGGAGCCCUUGGCCCCCCUAUAUUCCCGCCCCUGCGCUGAUGAAUGUUCACCAAAUGUCUUGAUUAAGCCAAAUUAAAGUUGGCCUAAAAUUUGAGUUGUCUCUUUCUUUUAAAGUGGAAUAGUUCAAAUAAAUUUUUAAAUUAAAAUUUAAUUGACCCAGUCCCCAGUUAACUUGAGUGGCCAGUUUUUAAAUUUCAGUUCUACAGAUAAGUAGAUAUCAACUCUAGAGAGUAUUAGAUAUCAACUCUAUAGAGUUGCUUGUAAAAUUUUGAAAUUAUUUUGAGCUUUCUUUAUAUCAACUGACUUUAUAUUCCAUUAUUGUUAGUAAUAUUGUAGAAAUGAAGUGUAUUUAGUAUAGACAAAGUUAACAAGAGAAUAUAAGUAGAAAUGAAGGGUAUUUAGUACAGACAAAUUUAACAAGAAAAUAUAAGUAGAAGUGAAGGGUAUUUAGUACAGACAAAGUUAACAAGAGAAUAUAAGUAGAAACGAAGGGUAUUUAGUACAGACAAAGUUAACAAGAGAAUAUAAGUAGAAAUGAAGGGUAUUUAGUACAGACAAAGUUAACAAGAGAAUAUAAGUAGAAAUGAAGGGUAUUUAGUACAGACAAAGUUAGCAAGAGAAUAUAAGUAGAAAUGAAGUGUAUUUAGUACAGACAAAGUUAACAAGAAAAUAUAAGUAGAAAUGAAGGGUAUUUAGUACAGACAAAGUUAACAAGAGAAUAUAAAAAUGUCUAGCUUAAAACAUUGUUAGGGCAUUGCAAACACCAAGAAUCGAAUGAUGUUGAUGAAAAUGUUCACUAAAUGAAAAUGUUCACUAGUUUUACAGUGACUAGCAUGAAGUUAUCCAUAGUUGAUUUGACAUUUAGCCAUAUGUUGUAUACGGUAGCAAAGAAAUGCUUUAGUUGCAGUCGAUACAUCAUUAUGGCUCUAUGUUACUACCUGUGGAUUUUGAUUUAUGUCUGUAUAAGAGCUAUGUUUCUACCUUUUGGAUUUUGAUUGAUGUCUGAAUAAGAGCUACAUUACUACCUGUGGAUUUUGAUUGAUUUUCUGUCUAUAAGAGCUUACGUCAGUGAUUUGUCAAUUCGGUUUGUUAUAUUUCAGUGCUCUGAGCUCUUGUGUGUCUCCGUGCUGAGUAUUGUACUUCUAUCUUCUCAUUUUUGGCACCAAAAGAUGAUGCUUGCACGUUUUAUUUUUGCUCUGUAGUGUAAUGUGUGAUACAUCAUCAUGAAUUGCUUAAUAUAAAUUGUCCAAAAACAUACAUACAAAUUAGGACAUAACUUAUUGCCAACAUUUAAAAUAGAGUUCAAAAUAUCUACAUUGAACAUACUAAUGUGUCUUGCAGCCACACUCAAUGACUUUGUAAAAGAGCCAUUGUUAGGAUGAACCCCUCUAGGCUGAGUCUGAACAUUUCUUUCUGUUACCCUGCCACCUUGUCUAUGAUUUCAUUGGGUGUCUCCCAGAGCUUCUUUACUUGACCAAGUUUGUGUUGUGGUAAGAUGUCGUUGGUGAGUUGUAUGUGUGGAUGAAUCCGAGUGAUUUGUUGUUCAUCAUGGUAUCCUUGUUAUUUACAUAUUGAUCUCAUGUGAAAAUUGCGUUUUUUUUCCCUCCCUUGUAUCCUUUGGCUUGUAGUAAAUGUUUUCCUUAAACCAUGACAAUACCAUAUCUAACCUUUAAUGGAACAGUCAAAGAUUUGUUCCCCCACAGCAAAUAAAUAGCUAAUUAUAAUUAUUGUUGUAACGACUACAAGUUGUAUAUGCUUUGAAAAAUCUUUUAUUUUAUGCUUCUGAAUUCUGAACAACUUCGUUCAAAAGUUUUUAAAAAUAUUUUAUGUAAACUUUUUUAAAAACUAUUUCAUAUUUCUUGUGGGUUUUUAAUAAUUUUUGGGAAAAUCCAAUUUAUAAAAAAAAACAAAAAAAAAACAAACAUUUAUUUAUUAAUAUUAGUUGAUUCUUAUUUUUUUUACAUUUGUAUUUUUUAUGGAUUAAUUGAUGAGUUCAAAAACAAAUGUUGAAGUGCUUGAAUCAUAACAGAUAUUUUCUUUGAAAAAACACAAGCAUCGAUAUCAUAAGAAUAGACCUGUGUAUUUGUGUGAAUAUUUAUAUUUUUUUUAAAAAUCAAAUUUACUUUUAAGGUUGUUGAAUAUUCAUUAGGAACCUUACUAAAGAAGCUUUCUGUGAUCUUACCAUUGUAACAACCUAGUUUUUAUACAAAUGUUCAGAGGUGGUCCUUAUAUAAGGCCUUAGCAUUCCCCCAGAUCCCAUUUUUUUUUUUUAAAGUUAGUUGUAAAAUGUGAUCCACUGUACCUGACUAUUGAAAUUGGGACUUAAUUCAUACAGAUGGUUUACAUGAGAAGAGAAACUGUCAUUUGGAGUAGAAAAUUUUUUAAUAUUUUUGUUUUCUAACCUUUUCAAUAUAGUUCAUUGGUUUAGAAAUGAAUACAGUUAUACAGUUGGAUACAGCCUGAAACUAAGACUUGAACAAGGAACUGGAUCAGUGAUAUGAGAUAAGGAAAAAUGGAGGCAAUCUCAUGUCGUUAUUGACUCAAUGAUCAGAUGGCUCAUUGUAAGCAACUUGAAGGCCAGAUGGGUUCUAUAGAGUUCUUAAUCAAAGAAGAGGAUUUGCAAAGAGUUGAUACAGCACAAGUGAAAUCAUUGUGGACAUGUCAAAACUGAGUUUUACAGUGUUGUCAAACAAUGAUUAGGCAAAAUGCUUGUACUUCUUUUCUCUUUGAUCAGGAAGAUCUUGGGUGCCAAUGAUGGUCAGUUUGCAAGUGUGUGCACAUGGCACUCUGACUACAGCCUAAGAAUUACUGUACUAGAGAAAAGAAAUGUUUGUACAUGUCACUCUGACCGCAGCCUAAGAAUUACUGUGUCACUCUGACCGCAGCCUAAGAAUUACUGUGUCACUCUGACUGCAGCCUAAGAAUUACUGUGUACUAAAGCAAAGAUAGUUACGGUUGUCACCUCCGCAAUAUUUCAUGACACUCUUGUAAUGCCAAUAUAUUACUAAAAGUAGAAAUGAGCUUUGCCGGCUAUGAUCACUCAGGUCAAAGGACAAUCACUUUGUCCUUAUACUUGUCUCUUACCAUAUUUGAAUGAUUUCAGUUUAAAGUUUUGUUUAAAAUGUAUCUAUUUGUUCUUAAACUAAAACUGUCAUUGCAAGUUCUAUCUUAGUAGCAUUAAGUAGGUCUGGCAUUCAUUAGGUCUGGCAGACAUUCUUUUAUCUCUGUUUCUAUUUUCAUCACUUUCUGUUUUGUGUGUCAAAUUUAGCACUGAAAUUGUUUCAAUCUUUAAUCAAAACAAAAUGGUUAUAUUUGGCAGAAAAAUUAAAUUUUUGUAAAAAAUUUUUUUAAAAAUGGGCCUGAUCCCCCCCCCUUUUUUUUUUUCCUUUCCCCCCCCCCCCCCCCCCCCCCAUAUAAUAAAUUUAGAAAGACUUUAGCCAUAUACCAAUUUCCCUUUUAAACUUUCUCUUGCUGUUUCGGUUAAAAGGGAAUGAUGGCCUUGAAAACCAGUUAACGCCCAAGCUAGACAAAGGGGUCACCCUAAAGAAUGUAGUCAUUUUCAUCUAGAAAUGUGAUACAUAUUAAAGCUUAAAGUGACAUUGAUAGUGUGAGGAAAAUGUGAUUUUCUUUUGUCAUACUAAAUUUCCUUGUAUAAGAUUUCCCAAAUUUCUCAUUUUACACUUUUACCCAUGCUCCUGUAAAUUAUGUAGAUAGUGUUCCACAAAUGAUACUUUUACUUUUACCACUUUUUGUAGUUAAAACUUUUAAACAGCACACUGAAAUAUAUAAAAAUAAAUUAUUACUAUUACACAUUCAAUCAUUAUCUCCCUCUCUCUUUAUAAAAUAUAUUUAUAUAUAUAUCUAAAAACAUUUUUGCUAUAACUUGAGC